This is a messenger RNA of Chaetomium globosum CBS 148.51, 981 nucleotides long. RefSeq lists its product as uncharacterized. The coding region runs from base 1 to 981 and encodes 326 amino acids. The record is from RefSeq and is a predicted model, not a curated record. Lineage: Eukaryota; Fungi; Ascomycota; Sordariomycetes; Sordariales; Chaetomiaceae. Gene Ontology annotation, molecular function: transferase activity. The transcript has 2 exons.
AUGGCUGCCGCUGUCGCUGUUCCCCUGUCCACUAUCAACGGCGCGCUAGGUGGAGUGCUACCUCCCAGCGCCCUUACUCAGCACUCGCCCCGCCAUGGCCGGAGUAGAGCGAUGAGCAUGAAGGGCAAGGGAGGUCGGCAACGCGGUUAUAGUGUGGUCGAGGAGCGGGAUGUCACCAUUGCCAAGGCACUCAUGUUUGUGGUUAAACGAGCAAUCCAGAAGGAGGAUGUCGAAGAAGACGAGGAUGGGGAGUACCUUGUGGCAGACCCGGAGGGCUGGAUUAGCCUUGCUGACGUGCUCACGCACUCUCGGAUUUCGGCAUUGGGCGCUACCAUCGAGGAUAUUCAACGGGUCGUUGGGACUGCGGCCAAGUCGCGAUUUGACCUGCGGCUGGUGUCCGACACAGAAGGCAAUGCUGAGGAGCCAGCAUCUUGGCAGAUCUCUCGCAUUGCUAGCAAGGAAACCGUCACCUCGCCCACCCCGGUUGGAGACAAACUGACCGCCGAGUCGCCCAACAUCCCGGAGUUUGUCGUGUACGAGACGUCAUACCAGCGAUACCCCCUCAUCCUGGCACUGGGAGCCAUCACCAGAGCCCCCGGCGCCAGCGAGUAUCGUACAUUUGUGCCGGUCACGGUGGAUAACGAAGGAAAUGAAUCACGCCAGAGCCCCGCCGGGGAAACUGCCGAGGUCAGUGUUUGGGUCCAUUUGCGUACAGCCCUGCAGGCAGAGCCGUCCAUCACAUGGUAUCGCAGCGAUAGUGGGACUAUCAUCACCACCGACAAUAUCCCAAAAGGCCUUUGGAAAAAGGCAAUUGCGCGCCGGCCUGACCUCGGUAUCGUGUUUGAGGAUGGCGAGACUCGUAAAGAGAUCCCAGUGAACCUUCGUGGCAAGGGUGCCAAGGGCAGAGCUCGCAAGGGCAAGGUGGUUGGGGUGAAAGAGGAGGGUAGUGGCGACGAUUCUGGAAGCGCUAGCGAGGAGUAA